This is a messenger RNA of Striga hermonthica, 1548 nucleotides long. The record is from the annotation of a GenBank genome assembly. NCBI's taxonomy places the organism in Eukaryota, Viridiplantae, Streptophyta, Magnoliopsida, Lamiales, Orobanchaceae.
AUGGCGACCUCUCGAUCCGGCGCCGGCGGUAAAAUUGUCACGAAUCGCCGGAAGCAGCGGCUUUCCGCCACCCCUUACGAUCGCCCUCCACCGCAACCGUCACCACCUCCUCAGCCGAAAAGCCCUAAUUGGUUUACGGGCGUCGUUGUUCCGUCAGCUCGUUUCCUUGUUUCGGGCGCGGGGAAAAUCUUUAAUUCCAUCUUCUCCGACUCGGAAUCUUCAUCCUCUGAAGACGAUGAGUCCGCUUCAGAUGAUGAUAUAGACAAUGAGAACCUUCAUGAAAUUAUUUGUAGUGGAGUUAACACAUCAAACGAGGAGUCUCAAUUGAAUACAUGGAGUAGUGACACUAAAUGGACUAUUGAGCAGCUUAUUUUGCAGGAAACUUUUUCAAGGGAAGAGUGCGAUAAGUUGAUAAAAGUUCUAAAUUCACGGGUUGCGGUAGCUGGAGAGAAAAAUUUACCUGCUCAGAAGACGGUUGACAAUGAAGAUAUUGACAUGUACAGUAAAGCUAUUCAAGAAGCUAAGAAAUGGUUUCAAGAUAAGAAAGUGGGUUCAAGUUCGGUGGCAGAGUUGGCCCAUGAGAUCAGUAACAUUAACUCUGGACAUGUGGAAACUGGAGGUGGUUCUCCGGUAGAUGUCGCUAGAACCUAUAUGAAGGAGAGGCCACCUUGGACAUCUCCUACAAAAAGUGUUGAUUUAAGAACCCCGAUGAGGAGAAUGGAGCUUUUCAAAGAAGGAGCUUUGUAUUCGAAACGGAGUUCUAUGGUCUCUGGAUCAUGGAAUAUUCUUGAAGAACUACGGCGAGUCCGCUCAAAGGCAACGGAAGAUAUGCUGCGCACCCCACCCACCAAAGUCGAUCGAUCGUUUGCAGUUGGACAAAAUAAGGUGGAGUCUUCAGGAGCUGGUCUAAUGUUGUUUGGUAUGGGAGAGAGAAUUCCUGACACAGAGUCUUCGAGGAAAACUAAAAGAGCAGAUGCAGGAGUGAGUUCUGAACCUAACCUUGCAGGUCCAAGUCCGCACAGCACUAAUGGAGUCCCGUCGACUGAAGUGGCUGAAGCCGGCGAAAAAUUGAACUUGAAUGAUCCAUCGUCAUCUGAGCCCAGCUUUCCUGCAGGGCAAAACUCCGAGAAACAUGAAGAAAACAAUAAUACGUUUAAUACUGACAACGACCACAAUUCUGCUGAUACUUUUAAUGUGGAAGGUAAGUUUGAGCUUCCGAACGAAGUUUACACGGAGGUCCCCAUCAUAACCGAAAUCAACAGCAUGGCAAGUGGGUCUCAGAACAGCUUGGGUUUGCAGUAUGAGGAACUGGCAUUGGAUACUACUCAGCUGUACCCGGAGGAUGAGAAAGUGGCCGGGAAGCCACAAAUGAGAAAAUUGGGUAGGAACGCCCGAAGGGGCAGAGGAAGGGGGUUCAUAGCAGAAAGCAGCUCUAUGUCUCCGCCUGAGGAAGUGGAAAUUCGGUUGAGGGCUUUUUCAUUAUCAAAGGUGGAGGAUCGGAUAAUUGAUAUUGGGAAUGAAGAUGUUAAGGCGAGCAUUGAGGAAUGA